AUGAGUGUUAGUUAUUCUCUUCAAGCCAAUACGGCGAAUCGUAAGUUAUUCCGUAUCAAAAGUCAUAAUCUGUUUUCUUUAGUAUCCUCAAUUUUGCGUGUAUUUUAUCUCUGGAAAGGUAGUCUGUGGAAAUUGUUAUGGCGCGAAUUAUUGAUUUGGUUAAUAGUUUUCUUCUUUUUGAUGAUGAUCCAUGCUUUUGUUAUAAAAAAUAGCGAUUUCGAGGAUAUCUAUAGAACUAUUCUUGGCGGCUUAUCAUCUGUGGAACUUGAUGGAACUAUCAUGUUUCUUCUCUCAUUUUUAAACUAUAAUAGUUUAACAAGAUGGUCGGACACUUAUGAUCUUCUAAUGUGGCCAGAAAAUAUUGCGUUGUAUUUCAAUCAAUAUUUCAAUGAAAAAUCAAUGUCUUCAAAAGAAGAAGCAAAGAAUUUAAGAAACGCUAUAGUUCGAUAUAUCACAACUUUUUAUAUUCUAAUUUUUCGUGAUGUUUCUACAGAAGUUCGACAAUGGUUUCCAACAUUGGAACAUUUAGUAGAAUCGAAGAUUUUGACAGAGUAAGAAAAUUAUGAAAGCGUAGAAUAAAUUACAAGUUUAUUGUUUCAGAGACGAACUUCAACUUUUAACAAGCAGUCAUCUUGCUGAAAAUUCAUGUCAUUAUUGGAUUCCAAUCGAUUGGGUGGCAUUGAUUUUGAAAAAGCGAUAUAGACCGAAGUAAGACAAUACUUUUCUUUUUAUUUACAAAUUAAUCUGGAAAAUUUCAGAUACCUUUAUGAUUCUAGUGGAAAUCGAAUUCGAAAUCCAAAAGAAUCAAUAAUGAAUCAAGUUCAUUUCAUGGAAUUUAUGCGCGAGUUGGCAAAAUUACGUGGAAAAGUUAGUGAUGUUUUAUCAUAUGAUUGGGUACCUUUACCAUUAGCGUUUAUUCAAACAAUCACAAUUGUUGUCUACAGUACUCUGGUGAUUAGUACUAUUCAAAUGCAAAUAAAGAUUAUUGAUAUGUAAGAAUUUAACCUUCCAAAAUUAUAUUCAUGAAAAAACAUAUUUUCAGAAAAUCAAAAGAUUCACACGAUUCUUUAAUCACUGAAAUGUUCGUCAGUUUUCUCAGCACAAUUCCAACCAAUGUUCUCUAUUUAUCAUUUCUUCGAAUUUCUCAAGUCGUUAUCAAUCCUUUUGGUCAAGACGAUGAUGAUUUUGAAACACCGUAUCUAAUCGAUCGACAUUUCAAAGUUCUACAAGAGAUUUUGUGCAAACCAACUGAUGCUCCACCAACUCCACCACCAGUUCCACCAACUUCGCCAGCAGCAAAUGCACAAAUGGAAAUAAUGAACCGAGGACCGAAUCAAUUGGGACACACAUUGGCCAGCGCAAUGCUCAGGUUUGCUUCUAAGAGAUUUUUAAAAUUCAUUUUUAAUUGUUUUUUUUUCAGUGGAAUCAGCACAAAUAGCAUGAGAAAUGCGAAUUGA
Messenger RNA from Caenorhabditis angaria, 1457 nucleotides. The record is from the annotation of a GenBank genome assembly. Lineage: Eukaryota; Metazoa; Nematoda; Chromadorea; Rhabditida; Rhabditidae.